This is a messenger RNA of Schistosoma guineensis, 6071 nucleotides long. The record is from the annotation of a GenBank genome assembly. NCBI's taxonomy places the organism in Eukaryota, Metazoa, Platyhelminthes, Trematoda, Strigeidida, Schistosomatidae.
AAAUGUAGAAUGACCACCUUGAACAAUGCCGCUCAAGGUCGUAAAUAUAGUCUCGUUUAUUACUCCUAGCACUCCCCUAACACACAAAGUGUCUUCAGGCUAGACGCACGCCUACCGAAGACAAAACGUUACUCUGUAUGCCCUCAUAGUGAAUGUGUUACUAUGGAUUAUUACCAAAUUUCACCAAACAUAAGUUCUCCAGCCUUCUCUAGUCCGACAGGUUCUUUUAUAUCAGAAGAAGACAGGAUUGAUUCUGAUAUUGAAGCAGAUAUACUACAAGCUAACAUCGAUGAGAAUACAACCGUCAGAACAUGCUCUCCUGCCUCUCUGCAGUCAUCGAAGCAUAUGGGCACAUCACAAGUGUUUAUUCGCAAGGCCAUGUUGUCUUCUGUAUCCUGUCAGCUUAAGAAUGCUUCAGUUAAAAGUCAUGUAGGCGACCCCUCCUGUGUGUCUUUUCGCAAGUAUGUAGCGAUUGGGACAAACAAAGGUGUCAUAUUUAUUUUCAAUUUACAUCAAGUCUUGAGACUUUGUUUUGGCAACAUAAGUCCACCAAAUACUCCUGAAGCAAAAGCUGGGGAAGCUCAAGGCCCAAUAACUGUCUUAAGCCAGAAUCCAAAUGGAACUUUAUUAAUGACUGCGUAUAGUAGUGGUAGAAUAGCUGUUUGGCAAAUUCCUGCUUCAGUCUUAUCUGAGAAAUCUGGACAAGAUACAAUAAUGGGUCGCCAGUAUGCUCCUGAUGACGAGUCAGAUAUACCAGAAACAUCACAGAGAAACGAUGGUGGUCUUAACUCUAUUCAAUUAAAUUGCAACUAUGCACCACAAGAGGUCUCACUGACCCUCAAGAAGAGGGGUUCAGUCUCUUUUUCCAAUAACGGUGGUUAUGGGCGUCUCCUCUGUAUAGUCGACGAUGCUCAUGGAGUUGGUCAUUCGAUCGGUCUUUGUUGUUUUACUACUGUUUCCUCGCUAGCUGCGUGUGUUGACACCGGAGGAUCAGUGUUUCAGCUUAAGUUUACACAAGGCUUAGUUGGUAUGAAAGGCGAAUCUAUAUGUUUCUUUUCUGGAAGUCAUGGAGAAAUAUGUGCAAUGGAAGCCCUUGGAUUGAAUGCGUCGAAAACUAAUGGACAUUUUGAUUCAAAACAGUUAGAUGAUCAACUUAAAGAAGCUAAGCAGUCGAUCUUAAAUUCUUCUGCUCUUCUGGCUCUGGCUUCGUUUACCAAACUGAUCAUUGUACAGUUGCGUCCUCGUGUUCAAGUAUCCUACUGGCAGGUUUUGAAAGGACCACCUGCAUUCCUUCCCUUUUUAAAUUGGUACUGGAGUGCUGAUUCUCCUGAUAAUGCAUUUAUUGCUUUUGGUCGAGGUUCAGUUGUUUACAUUAUGCAAGUUUCUAAGAUUUCCCAGUCAGACAACACUUCUGUUACUUCUUUACGAUUAAAUGAUUCUCCUUUUCCUGAUAGUUCCACCCUCUUACGUUCGAAUACUUCAAAGAAUAGCGGGAAUCGGCUUGGUUUUAAAUUGUUAUAUUCUUUUAGUUUCGAACAAAACUUUCUCAACCUGAAGUGGAUCUCUUUCAAUCAACUUAUCGUUUUAAAUGAAUGUGAACAACUUCAUUUGUUGAAUAGUAUAACUGGGGAAAUGCUAGAAACCAUUGAUAUCUCAAAUAUUCAUCUCCGUCUUAAUUCGGAUUUGUUUAAGUUUCCGAAAAUUAGUGAAGCUCUUGCUGUUGCUGGGGAACGAGCUUGUAUGCAUUCCAUUACUGCUUAUGGAUCUCAGUUAUUGAUCCUCGGUGAAACCGGGUUGUACCUGAUAGCAUUGCGUACAUGGAACGAGAGUGUUAUUUUUCUUCUACGCCGUAAACAACUUCAAUUGGGUCUUAAUUAUAUGGAAGCUGCAUUAAAAUCAUUAACAUCUGUCAACCAAACUAAUGUUUCUUAUUUUUCCAAUGAAACAGUAGAUAAUGAUUACAGUGAAUCCUUAUUGUAUAAUCAAAUCCUGACUAUUCUUCAUGACGAGGUGCUUCAUGUUUUAUCGUCUCAGAAUGAUGAAAAUGAUAAUUGGAUAUCGGCGUCUUCAGUGAUUGAAUCAAUUUUUAGGAUAGCUUGCAUGAUUAAGAAGCCUGAAUUCAUUUGGUUAGAGUUAUAUCCAGCUGUCCGAAAUCUUCCCCAGUUAGCAUCUGCUUUAUUUAAUGCUACAUUUUCUAUCUUGAAGUCAUUGCCUCCGUUCGAACAAUUACGUACAAACUGUUCUCAACCUCUACAUGAAAUUAAUUCCAAGCAGGUUUUCAUUCAACUCCCUCCUGAUAUGAGCAAAGAAUUGAUUGAUUGGUGCUUACAUGAAGAUGAUGCGUUAGAGGCAAACAUAGAUGAUAUGAACUCGACGUGCAGUUAUAAUUUAAUUGAUAGAAAAGUUAGAACAGAAAUCUGUCUUCUUCGUUUACACCCAUCAUGCCUGGAUCUAAACUAUGCUGUUAAGUUGUGCUGGACCAAUAGUCUGUUCGAUGCCUACUUACAUCUGUACACAGAUAUUUUAAUGGAUUUCGAAACGCCUUUCAACGAUCUCAUACAAUACCUGACCAGUAGUUUGAACGAUUCCAAUGAAAAAACAGAGAAAUAUGAUCGUAACAGAGUAGAAAAAUGUGGACAUUGUUUACUGGUCUUACUUCGUUCAGCAUUUGCAGGCGAAUCAUUCUGUCAUCAACGUUUACCCUCACCACUGCAUCAAGAUAUUCCCUUAAAGGUUUUUAACCUUAUGCUCAGUGAAUCUUUCCUAAACGUAAAAUGUCCACUCAGGUUUUUAAAAAAUGUUAAGUAUCCUGUCUUGCACCUGCUCCUGAAAUACAACACAAUAGACUUUCUCAAUUUACUCACUUUAUCAGCUUCGGAUGAAUUUUUUGCCAAAGGACAGUUGGGCCAAUCAAGAUGUCAACAGCUUUACUACUGUCUUAUUCUAACAUCACUUUCACCAUCAUCGUCAUCACCUAUAUUCAAUAAAGAUUCUCAGUCCGACUCUGUGUAUCAAACAAAAGAAUUGGAAGAAUCUAAUUGCCAACUUUUGGCGUAUGAUGUAUCUAUUCCUUGCCGUGUAUUUAUCUUCAUUAUAAGUCAGUUUAGCGUGGUUCAUAGUAAAGAAGUCGAAAUUGAUCAUAAUCUUAUUUAUCAGCUAUUCAAAGGUAUUUGCGAUUCAAAUGAUCAAUUGUGUAGAAGUCUUCUGUCAGAAUUCGAAUUGGCUGUGAUUGAAUCAAUAGAAUCAGGCCUAUUAAAACAUCUAGAACAAUGUGCUACCUUGAGUUCUGAAAAAGGAUUAUAUAAAGUGUGUGAGUACAUUCAUCAAACAUGUGGCAAUAAACUUCUUGUUUUAAAGUAUCAAAUGCUGUUAUUAAAACGAAUUAUACUCGCUAAAGUUAGUAAUAACUCCACGUAUACAUCAAUUCAUUCAGAUCAUAAUGCAGUGAAAUUAGCUAGUUGCAUUUUUCAAUGUUUGGAGCAUAAUAUUAAUCGUAUUAACAAAAAAUUUCUAGUCGAUGACGAAAAUUAUGAUAAUCUAAAAUUGAUUUGUUUCGAACAGGCCGAGGUACUUGCUGACUGGGACGAAGAACGUACAUUAAAAGUCUUAUAUGGCCUAACAAAUGCAUCAAUAUCAGAAAUGCUUGAGUUAGUCAAUUCAUACGUCAAGGAAAAAACAUCUAAUCAGCAUACAACUUAUUUAAUUUUACGGGCGUUUUUCAAGUGUCGCACUGCAACGAUACAAUUGUAAACAAGUAGCUUUUGUCAACUUUACAUUAUGUUACCAAACAAACGUCUCUCUGUAUUCUUCACAUGAAUUAAACAAGAUGACUUGUUUUCCUCAUGAUGUCUAUGUGAAAAGCUAUGUUUCAAGCAUUCAACUACUCUCUUGUAAUUACAAACACUAUCCCAUAUACAUACAUUAGGUAUGAUUCAAUACUGAAUAUUAGUUUAAUGCAUAUUUACUGAUUUGUACUUUUCUUGUUUUACUACACUCACUAAAUUACUUCGAUAAAUCUCCUAUUGACUGUGAACGAUGUAAAUUUAAAUACUAUUUAUGUAUUUUAAAUAUUAUAAUGCUCAUGUUACCAUAACAGAGUUUAAUCUUUUGAUUAUACUUGUAAAUUUAAACAGCUCAUUUUCUUUUAUGCUGCAGAUUCUUUGAAUUCAGUUGUUCAAUAUUUGGUUGGGUUUCUCAAGAUUUGAUCUAUAGUUACAUCUGUUUCCUUGUUUUAUAUAACAGUUCUUUAGAGAUGAUUAGUUUAUUUUUAAAAAUAAUUUGCCUUUGUUCAUUUUUAUUCCUUCAAAUACUUAAUGUAACUUAUAAACUAAAUAAGAGAUACAUGUACUUCAACUAAGCUAACUGUUUGUGGAUUACGAAAUAUCAGUGUAAAAUGUCGUUAAAUCCUGCCAUCUAGUGCACCAAAUUUAAUUAUUGUAUCCUUAGAGUCAUUUCUUCAAUCAAUUUUUAUCCUUACUGGUAAUAUAUAUAUAUAUAUAUGACAAUGCAAAUUUGACACAGAUUUCAAGUUGUGUAAAACUAACUGAGCCGUAUGUUGUUCGUACGAGUUGGAAACAUUCUUAUUCAUUUCAGUGUACUGAAUAACUUGGGUACAAUCAUCUCGAUUAAAUAUAAUAUAAUCUCUCAUUGAAAGCUAAUUAAUUGAAUACGGUUUUGCAUGCAUAACUUGAUUUUAGGUUAUAUAUUUAAUGAUGUGAAUUCUUUUCGUAACGUCUGUCUUAUAUGUCAACUACUUGUCGAAAUAUUUUAGAAAGGUUAUUUAUAAUCAUCAUCAAACGACUAAUUCUGAAGAAUGUACGCCUGAUGAUUCAGAUGAUGAAACAACUUCAACCACCAAAAACUGGAAACAGUUCCUUCAGAACUAUGAUACCAAAAUAACAGAAUUAUUUAUUUAUUUGCUAGUUAAUUUUGAGCUUCCAUCUUCUGGUGAAUUGUUAACCUUCUUAGAAUCAUACAAUGACUAUGCUAUUGAACACGUACUGAAGGUAUGCUUGUCUGACAAUUGAUUAUUUUUAAUCAGAAUAUUAAUUCAUUUUUGUUUCCUUCGUGAAUUUUAUUGUAUCCCAAAAAAGGAAAUAAAGCAUUUUUGGUAUGUUAGGUUUCUAACUGUCAUAUUGUUCAGAAAAUUCCGUUUAAACUUGCAUUUUCUCAUCUGAUCAGAAACAAUUGGAAAGUGGAUAUUAUGAUUUCUAGUAUUUAUUUUAUAUGAUUCUAUUAAGUUUCCCCUCAUAAAUUCAUUUCAAUCGAUUAUCAUUUGACGAGACCUUAUCAAGAUUAUGUGUUUCAAAAGCAUUAUGACCGCUUCAAUAAAGUGAAUCCCUCAUACCUAGUAGGAAGAAGAAACCCGAUUGGCCAUCAAGUAAUUUAUAAUAUUAACUUAUUAUCCAUAUCUCAAAUACUACAGUAGUAAUGGUACAAAAGGCUGUAGCCUGUGAAGAAAAGCUGGAUUGUGUCUCAACCUUUUAAGCAGUUCCUUAACUAGUGUUGUUAACCCAUCAUCGGCUUCAUUUUUAUCGUUGGUGUUUCUAUUUUAACUCGUAUCAUGAUUUCACUUAUAUAAGUGUUCCUUACCAUGGAAUUUGACGGUUGGCAUGGAGCACGUCGACAUCAUAGUCUUUUUGGUAAGGAUGCGGACAAAAUUCAAAAUCGUUUGAACACCAUGAUUGUCAGUAUAUGUUUUUCAUAUGUUACCAACUCCCUAAAUUCAAAAAUGCUUUAGGAUUGAGCUACUUCGUUGAUUAAUUUGACGAUGAUGAUGGAAGUAUUGGGCGAGUUGGACACCUCACUUAUAUUUGUAGUUUCAUCAGUUCUGAUGGCUUGAUAUAUAGUUUAAAAGAUUUCAACGCAUUUAAGUAAAACUCGUUUGGCUUUUAGUAUUAUUAUUAUUAUUUCAACACAUAAAUAUCGGUACAAGAGGGCACCAAAUAUAUAUGCGCCACACCAUAUUUGUGUGUGUGGGCUGUGAUACUACCCGGGUGCCCAGACCGAAGCAGGUGGUUUUCUUAGGGGACCACUCCCCGAGCCUUUGACCUAAAGGUCUAAUCCACAAG